Messenger RNA from Trichomonas vaginalis G3, 1305 nucleotides. RefSeq names its product glycosyltransferase 61 family. The transcript has a single exon. Bases 1 to 1305 code for a protein of 434 amino acids. NCBI's taxonomy places the organism in Eukaryota, Parabasalia, Trichomonadida, Trichomonadidae. The record is from RefSeq and is a predicted model, not a curated record. Gene Ontology annotation, molecular function: glycosyltransferase activity.
AUGCCAUUCAUCGCAAACUACAAAGCGACAUUAAAAUGCGGCCAAGAAAGAAAAUUCAAAAUUUCACUCAACACAACCGAAUUCGUUCAGUCUAAUUACUCAAGAUUCAAGUGUCAUAACAAAUUCUACGAAACACGUUGGUGUGAAGGAAAAAAUAUCGGAUUUAUCAAUAAAAACUUCACAUUUUACAGUAAAGCAGAGAUAAACUUUGAUAAACCAUUCCUUGUACCGGGUCCUAGAGCUCCUCCUUUCGAUAAAAUAGACGAAAGAUGGAAUGGCGAACCAAUUAUCAUGAAAACACUUUAUAAUGACACAAUUCCUAUAAUAAGAGGUAAUUCAUAUGUUUACGGCACGUUUUGGAACGAGCAGAUGCUUUGGCACUCUAUUUUCGACUUCAUUGUCCCAUUUUUGACAUUCACCAAAUAUUUUACAAAAGACAACCGCGAAAACCGAACAAUUUUUGUUCACCAUUACGGUGACCUUGAAUUUUCUGAGUAUUUACAAACAAUUGGUGAAAUCAAAAUUCUUGAACGCGAAAAUGACUUUUUAAUGGAACAUUGCUAUGUAGGUAUAGACAAAUUCGAAGAUAAUCCAUACGACAAUCGUCCUUUUGAUGAUUCUAUAUCAUUUUCAUACAAUUUUUUAAGAUCAGAUUAUAAUAAUCUUCGAAAUCAAACUCUUUUGCUUAAUAAUGUUUCAUUACUAGGUUUUGGUAUCAAUAACAAGCCAUUGGUAUUAAUUAUCGAUCGAAAUACCUCGAAACGAAACAUUACAAAUCAAAAUGAAUUUUAUUUAACAAUUAAAAAAAUUUUUAAUGAUUGUGAAGUUAUCAACAUCAAUCUUGAUCAUAUGCAUCCGCGAGAUCAGUUGUAUUACUUUGCACGAUGUAGUUUUGUUAUUGGUGUUCAUGGAAGUGGAUUAACAAAUGUUGUUUUCAUGAAUAAUUAUUGUUCAAAACGAAAGACACAUUUGUUAGAAAUUCUUCCACUUAAUUAUAGUUGUAGAAACUGGUUUAAUGUUGCUUGUAACUAUUCUGGAGUUAGAUAUCACAAGAUAAUGUCGAAUCAAACUAUUCAUGAAGAUUAUAAUACUAAAAACUGUCGAAAAUAUUCAUAUAAAUGUUCAACAUCAUCAUGUCAUGACAUUUUGAGAGAUCAGGACAUCACUGUUCCUAUCCACGAAUUUGAAGAAAUUCUCAAUGAAAUUCACAAUGAAAUCAAAGAUUCUGAAACAUUUAAUGAGUUUGGAGUUGUCCCAAUUUACCGAGAGAAUGAUGAAAUAGAAGAAAUAGAUGAUGAUCUAUAA